Messenger RNA from Porites evermanni, 2598 nucleotides. Lineage: Eukaryota; Metazoa; Cnidaria; Anthozoa; Scleractinia; Poritidae. The record is from the annotation of a GenBank genome assembly.
AUGUGGUCUUAUUACUACCCUGGUCUAUUCUCGCUUGUGCUCAUGGCAACUUUAAGCACAGUGACCCAUCAAUCCCCUCUUUAUGUUAAAUGUAGUUUUGGUGAAUUAUAUUACCCAAGAAAUACUACGGUCAAAAUAAAUGGAACACUAACGCCAGAAUUUAGCAAUGCAAGAAGCUGUCUUGUCCAGCCUAAUAUUACAUCUGCAAUCAUUCGUGUGACUCUAGAAGGGCUGAAUAUGUCGAGUGAUGUGCGUGCCCUUUAUUCUGUGGUCCUUGAAAACUUGAAUGUUCUGUUUGUGGGUGAAGCUUUUAAUCUUAGCAAUAAACAGCAGUACCAUUUUCAUGUGUGCCCUUCUGAACAAUCAAGAACAAACAGUCUUGAUGUUUUAUUCUUUGGAAAGCCCGUCAAUGAGUCAUUUGCCGUGGAAAUUGAUCUGGAUGAUUCUGUGUUAGAUCUUGGUGAAAAAGAAUACGCGUCUGUUCCCUCUUAUGGUUUGGCAAUAGUCAAAGCAUUUGACAUUAAAGAAGAGCAUUUGUCCAGCUUAAUUCAGAUUACAGUGUCUUCUGAAGAGCCUGAUAUUGAAUGUCUCCUUGUGGUGUCUCAAAGCUGCUUGUGGGCACAAAAACAAGGACUUGCCAAGGUGCAAAGUAGCAAGGCUUCCCUCCAACUUACUUUCACAAAAUCUGGUCGUAUCACUUUGUCACAGUUUUCACUCCCCAGGAUUACAAAAGGCCGGUGGUAUAUUGGAAUAAGAAGGAAAACCCUUGAUGUGGAACGUCCUUCUGUCAACAAGAAUAAGGAAGUCAGUGUGACUGUCACGAAAGGUAUCAUGCCCAGUAAGAUUCGUCCUACUCUUUAUAUGUGCUUGAUUGCCAUUUUCGGUGGCAUUGCAAUAGCUGCCUUUGCUCAUUUCUACCUCAAUUCUGACUUUGACCAUUGUAAACCUCCAUAUCAUUUGGAAGAAGCUAAUGAGCGAAACCGAUUACCCAGUAGAGGCAUUGUAGAUUAUGUACCUGAGCCGAUACCGCGAUUGACAUUUCCACUGAAGCAAUGGGUUAAAGUCAUCUUUGUCGCCUGGUUUGGACGAGGUAUAAAAACAUACCCUUACCUCACUGGUGUACUGGCUAUAAGUUUCAUGGUGGGUUCAGCCCAGUUUGUUAUUGCGCGUUGGUCCAACAUGAUUGAAGAAGGUGACCGAGAUCUUUGCUACUACAAUGAACUUUGCUACCGACCAGUUGCCAUUGCUGAUAUGCCAUCCAACUUCAUGCUCAGCAAUGUCCCAUAUGUUAUUCAUGGCAUCUUCCUUGCUUUGUCCUUCUCUUUCAGAGAAGCCAUUGCAUUCGAAGCCAGUCAAUCAGAGAACAGGUACAGUCUACAAAACGCUGGUCGCAAGCGAUUUGUCCCAUAUGAUUAUUCCAUAGCCUAUGCACUUUCUUGGGCAUUGGUGUUUGAGGGUCUGUUCUCAGCUACAUAUCAUCUGUGCCCAUCCCGUCUCACAUUUCAGUUUGACUCCGCCUUUAUGUUCAUCAUCUCCGGAUUGGUGGUGAUUGCACUAUACAACUGCCGAGUGAGAAGCUUAAACUACAUAGAAACACAAGGCAACACCACAAAACCCCCAAGUGAGACAACAAUCCAGGCUCCAAAAUACUUCUUGUUCUUUGUGGCUCCAUUGCUAGUAUUCAACUAUGUUGGCUCAAUAAGGGACACCACUGGCCUUCCGCCUUUCUUUGAAGUUUGUUACUGGAUUGCAUUGGUGCUGUGGUUGACUCUCAUGUACUUUUGGACUUUCCAGAAAGUAGGUGUGCCUUGUUAUUGGAAGUGGUGUGGCGAAGACGACAACUGUCACAGUGUGGAGGCAAUUGUGAAAUGGGCGUGGUUACUCAUGUUCCCUCUUUGCCUAUUGGUCAUUGGUUUUAAGAAGGAGAAGGAUUGGUCCCAGUUUUUUCUGUUUUCUUGUGUGGCUGCGGUGGCAUUAAGUAUUCUGGGUUUGUUGAGCUUUGACACAGCAUUAACCUUGAAGAGGAAGAGCACAUCUAGUAAUGGCGAUUUUUGGGGCGGAAUAAAACAGUUUUGUCACCCAAGCUGGAUCUGUGAACUACUUUGGCGCAACUGGCAUCGUGUACUGUUUAUGAUUGGGACUUUCCUCUUCUGGGUAUUUGCCAUGUACUUCUUCAAGAUAAAAUCCACCACGCGUAAGGUUGAAGCUCCAAGCUAUUCCCGCACCAAGAAUGAAGAGUGUGUCCUGUGGGACUUCUUUGACUACCACGACAUCUGGCACAUGCUAUCGUCGUUUGCACUCUUCAUGAGUGGCUACCUUCUCAUCUAUGUAACCAGGAAAGUAGAAAUCUACUUUUGGGUGGCGACCAUGUACUGGAUGGAUAGACAAAAGGGAAGACAAAGACAAGCGAAUGGAUAUGAGGGUAGUGGCGAGGAGAUACAGAACGUUGUCAUACAUCCGACUCAAGAGGAUGAUAUACUGCUUGAAGGUAAGAAAGACGAAAAUGGAAUUAACUUAGAGCAAAAGAGGCCAUUGAACAAUGUUUUAGAAAGAUACGCAGCUCAUACUAAUGAUUAUGCUAAUAUUUCUUAUGUGUGA